UGGAAAUGGAGGGCAAAGGUCCUGCUUCCUUCAUUUUCAUGUCAUGCUAUCAAGCAUGACGCAUGCAAUGAUCAUUAUUCCGAAUUUCCAUCAAAAGUUAAAUACUAGGUCCAAGUUCCAACUUCCUCUCUGUCAUAAAAACAAACACCUUAAACACAAUUACCUAAACACACCUUCCUUCUCUCUUCUUCUUCAUUCAAUCUUUGAUCUUCAUCAUCAUCAAUGGCAGACGAACUCAUUCUCUUGGGCACCUGGAUUAGCCCUUACUCAACGAGGGUGAAAAUUGCCUUGGCAGAGAAAGGGGUAGACUAUGAAUUCAGGGAAGAGGACCUGAGCAACAAGAGUCCACUGCUCUUGAAGAUGAGCCCUGUCCACAAGAAAAUCCCAGUGCUGAUCCACAACGGCAAACCGGUGUGCGAGUCACUCAUAAUUGUGCAGUACAUCGAUGAAGUCUGGAAUCACAAAUCUCCGUUGUUGCCUUCCGAUCCUCACUACCGAUCCCAUGCCAGGUUCUGGGCCGAUUAUAUUGCCAAAGACAACAAGAUGCAUAGUGCUGGGAGCCAGCUAUUGUUUUCCACAGGCGAAGCCCAAGAAACGGCGAAGAACGACCUCAUAGGGUACUUGAAGGUGUUGGAAGGAGAACUUGGAGACAAGCCUUACUUUGGGGGGGAGACCUUUGGCUUUGUUGAUGUGGCAUUGAUUCCAUCCUAUAACUUUUUCUGUGUGUGUGACCAGUUUGGCAACUUUGGCAUUAUGGUAGAGUGCCCUUCCCUUGUUGUUUGGGCUCAUAGGUGUAUGGAAAAGGAGAGUGUGUCCAAGUCACUUCCUGACCAGCACAAGGCCUAUGACUUCUGCUUGGAGCUCAAAAAGAAAUUUGAGGCUAAGUAAAUCUUUAGAAGAAUGUUUGAUUGUGGUCUUAUGACGCGUUUGGUUGGGAGAUUUAGGGAGGAAUUUGGAAAGGGAAAUGGAAAAGAUAGGUGAAAUGUGAAUAAAAUAUGUGUAUAUUUCACAUAGUUUCACACACCUUUUCCUUUUCCCUUUCCCUUUCCAAAUCCCUCCCCAAAUCCCCCCAACUAAAUACACCAUCACAGUUUCCUUUUGUCUCUAUUGAGACCCCCUUUAUUUUUCUGUUUUCAUUUUUUCUUUGUACCUUUCAAUCUCUAGAUGUUGUGUUUGCUUAAAGGAAUGUUCUGUUUAUGUUAUACUUGAAUAAAGAAAGACACUUUUUGUUGUUUUAA
This is a messenger RNA of Camellia sinensis, 1238 nucleotides long. RefSeq names its product putative glutathione S-transferase. Lineage: Eukaryota; Viridiplantae; Streptophyta; Magnoliopsida; Ericales; Theaceae. Gene Ontology annotation, biological process: glutathione metabolic process. The record is from RefSeq and is a predicted model, not a curated record. Gene Ontology annotation, molecular function: glutathione transferase activity. Gene Ontology annotation, cellular component: cytoplasm.